Molecule: messenger RNA, 1770 nt
Organism: Ylistrum balloti
Lineage: Eukaryota; Metazoa; Mollusca; Bivalvia; Pectinida; Pectinidae
Exons: 10
Coding region: 1-1770 (589 amino acids)
Source: RefSeq, a predicted model, not a curated record
AUGUCGCAGCUAUUUGCACGUGACUUUUGGAGGGUUGCUAAGGCGCCAUAUUCCAUUUGUGAAUCAAUCAUGGAGUCGUGUACUGAAAGUCCUCCGAAGAAAAUGAGCUGUAGAAUGCGUAUACUGAAAGAAGAAACAAUUGACAGUCUCGUCAAGGGACGAGAGAUAGCCGGACAUAUCAAACAUAUCAUCAAAGACCGACUAGGGUAUGAGUCAUCUCAACUACAACUGAUUGAAAAGCAAAAUAAUUCUUCUUUGAAAUCAUUGAAUGAGAGUGCAUCAAGUCACAACCUGUUUGAGAAUUUUAAGGAAAAAUACCUGGCAUACAUGAAAAGUACUGUCGUCCUCCAACAGGCCAUGGUGUCCAAAUUAGCUGAAGUUGAUGGACCGUAUGAAACAAUUAAAAGAUGGUUGGAUAAUCCUACAACAAAAACGAGACCAGAAGAAUUGAAAAAACAGUAUUCCAACUUGCUUGAUGACCAUGCAAACAAAAUCACACUUUUGAAAAAGGAGAAAAAGACAUUGACAAAGAUACGUGAACAACUAACAAAAUGUCAGAAGAAGCUACAAAAUGUUCAAGCCGCUCUGCAGAUUAGUGUCAAUUUGGACGUAGAUGCAUCAGCCCGUCAGAUCAAAGAGCAGAGAACUCUUAAAGGGUUGGAAAAAGAAUUGAUCAAUCGCCUUGACAAAUGUCUGAGACAGUGCCAGGCUUUAAUGAUAGAAGAAGCUGAAAGCCAAAAAUAUCUUCAAGAGGGUAUGAUCAGGAUAGCAGGUGAAAUGGAAAAAUUUGAAGAAAAACGAGUGAAAGUUAGCAAUGCUGCCAUGAACAAAUUUGUACAGAUAUUGAACCAACAGGAGACCAACAGAACUGAAAAAUCACAGGCAACGCUUGACCUGAUGGCAUCAGUAUCGCCAACAUUCAUUGACCUUCCAAAGGUGUCCUUGACGAGAAAAGAUGAUGUCUUUGUCUACAAGUUUCCAAACAUUGCAGAGCAACUGCGAGAAUUGGGAUAUUCAGAGACAGCUUCCGCUCCAGAGCCUGUAUACAGACAGAUCUUAGAAUCUCCAGUCAAAUUUACAACGCCCUCUCCUCAGGAGACAAAGUCUUCUUCGAAGAGGUCUUCAUCCUCCAAACAUUCAAAUGAUGGUGAAUGUUCCAAUGACCACAUGAGAAAACAUUCUAAAACUAAAACAACAGGAGAAAACAAAAUAUCUAGACAAGAGAUCAGUGAUGAUGUGAUGGAACAAUCAAAACAUGCCAAGAAAGUGAGAAAAUCAGUCACAAAAGAGGAAAAUUCCACACUUCAGGAACUCCGUACAAAAAUGUCUCCACAACAUGUUGACAAGGAAACACCUGUAAGGAAAUUUUCUAUGCCCUCCCAGGAUUCAGAUGAAGAAGAUGAUGCUCCACCACCUCGUGUCUGUAGACAAGGAUGGGUAAGCAGUGAGGAAGAGCAAGUCUCUGUAAACAAGAUGGAGCAGGACAUUUCUCACAGGGACGUGGCCCAAUACCCUUACCAUGGUGUACCCCUAGAACAAUGUUGUCUACUUAAAGCUCUUGUGACACACAGUUCUGCAGAUAACACCCAUCUCAGCUUUGAAAAAGGACAAAAACUGGUGCAGACCCACAAAGCUACAGAGGAAGGUAUUGCCUACGGUUACACAGGCAAACACAGCUACAGCAAGUUCAAGUAUGGCUACUUCAGUCUCAGGCAGAUGAAGACAUGGAAACCAACCACAAAGAAUAUUCUGAAGAAUUUGUUUACAUAA